Eufriesea mexicana is the source of this 2762-nucleotide messenger RNA. RefSeq names its product DEAH-box helicase 16 lethal (2) 37Cb (gene l(2)37Cb). Gene Ontology annotation, cellular component: catalytic step 2 spliceosome; intracellular anatomical structure. The record is from RefSeq and is a predicted model, not a curated record. Bases 102 to 2762 code for a protein of 886 amino acids. Lineage: Eukaryota; Metazoa; Arthropoda; Insecta; Hymenoptera; Apidae. The transcript has 11 exons. Gene Ontology annotation, molecular function: ATP binding; helicase activity; RNA binding.
UAAGACUAGGAAAGAGAAGUAGUAUUAUUGUGCUUUACGCCAUUCUUUUGACUCCUUAAUCGGAGGUAAAUAUAACCUAUUUUUGAUACUACAAAUACACGAUGAGUAAAUACAGAAGGAAAGAAUCCUCGAGCGAGGACAGCGACAGCGAAGAGGAAAGACGUAAAAAGGAUAUCAAAGAAAGAGACGAGUUUGCUAAUAGGUUAAAAGCGAAAGAUGAAAGUAAAAUUCGAAGAGUGGCUAUGCCAGCUGGUUCAGGAGCAGCCGAAGCUGCCAAAAGACUCAAACUUAUGGAAACAGAUAUGCGAGAGAAACUGGUGCCCAAAUUGCGUGUCGAAUCUCGCCGCAAAUACCUGGAGAAGCGCAAAGAGGAUAAAGUUGCUGAGCUGGAGGCUGAUAUAAUCGACGAUGAAUAUUUGUUCCAGGAAGAAAUAUUAACGGAUCAAGAAAAGACAGAAAGGGCGCACAAAAAGCAAUUGCUUCAAUUAGCUAAGGAACAUGAAAAAGCUAGGGAGCUUGAAAGGGUGCAGCGUUAUCAUAUGCCUUUGGAGAAAGGAAAAUUGGAACCAGAACCAGAAGUUCACGACAAUGAACCACCGCAAUCUGAACAAAGCAAAUGGGAAUCCGAUCAGAUGUCUUCUGCUGUUUUUCGGUUUGGUGCUAAAGACAGAAAAGCGCAACAAGAUUAUGAUCUAUUAUUAGAAGAUGAAGUGGAAUUUGUUCAGGCAUUACGUAUGCCUGGCAGUGAGAAAGACAGGAGGCGCGAAGAGAGUCCACCCCCACAAGUGAAGGCGUUGCAAACUAUACAAGAGACCAAAAAGAGUUUACCUAUUUAUCCUUUUAGAAACGAUCUCAUUCAAGCCAUCAAAGACCAUCAGGUCUUAAUAAUCGAGGGAGAAACAGGUUCUGGAAAAACCACGCAAAUUCCACAAUACUUGUACGAGUCCGGAUUCGCGGAGAAUAAUAAGAUUAUUGGCUGCACGCAACCACGAAGAGUAGCAGCAAUGUCCGUUGCGGCGAGGGUUGCUCACGAAAUGGCUGUAAAAUUAGGCAACGAAGUAGGUUACGCGAUUCGUUUCGAGGAUUGUACUUCUCAUCGUACUCGUAUAAAAUAUAUGACCGAUGGUACUCUUCAUCGCGAAUUUCUCAGCGAACCGGACUUGGCUUCUUACAGUGUUAUGAUCAUCGACGAGGCUCACGAGCGUACCUUGCACACGGAUAUUUUGUUCGGCUUGGUAAAGGAUAUAACGAGGUUCCGAACAGACCUGAAAUUACUAAUUUCUUCCGCCACGUUAGAUGCUACAAAGUUCAGUGAAUUCUUUGACGAUGCCCCAAUAUUUCGGAUACCUGGUCGACGUUUCCCCGUCGAUAUUUAUUACACCAAAGCACCGGAAGCUGAUUACAUCGAUGCUUGUGUUGUCUCCAUUCUUCAAAUACAUGCUACUCAACCACCUGGCGAUAUAUUGGUUUUCUUAACAGGUCAAGACGAAAUCGAAACUUGCCAGGAAAUGUUGCAAGAGAGAGUAAGACGACUAGGUUCAAAAUUAGGGGAACUCUUAAUUCUACCUGUUUACGCUAAUCUUCCGAGCGACAUGCAGGCAAAGAUAUUUCAACCCACGCCGCCUGGCGCGAGAAAGGUAGUUCUCGCCACGAAUAUAGCAGAAACGUCGUUAACGAUAGACAACAUAGUGUACGUGAUAGAUCCUGGAUUUGCGAAGCAGAACAAUUUUAAUUCCCGAACAGGUAUGGAGAGUUUAAUGGUUGUACCAAUUAGUAAAGCUUCUGCUAAUCAGAGAGCUGGUAGGGCCGGAAGGGUGGCUCCAGGAAAAUGCUUUCGACUGUACACAGCGUGGGCCUAUCAACACGAACUCGAGGACAAUACUGUUCCUGAAAUUCAGAGGAUUAAUCUCGGAAACGCCGUGCUGACUCUGAAAGCAUUAGGAAUAAAUGAUCUGGUCCAUUUCGAUUUUCUCGACCCUCCACCCCACGAAACUUUAGUUCUAGCCUUGGAACAAUUGUAUGCUUUGGGUGCUUUGAAUCAUCGCGGAGAAUUGACGAAACUUGGUCGAAGAAUGGCCGAAUUCCCUUUGGAUCCCAUGAUGGCAAAGAUGUUGCUGGCCAGCGAGCAAUAUCGCUGCUCAGAGGAAGUAGCUACGAUCGCUGCCAUGUUAUCGGUGAACGGGGCCAUUUUUUACAGACCUAAAGAUAAGAUUAUCCACGCAGACACAGCUCGAAAGAAUUUUCAUGUUCCUGGUGGCGAUCAUCUGACUUUGCUGAAUGUGUACAAUCAAUGGCAACAGAGCGACUUUAGUACUCAUUGGUGUUACGAGAAUUUCAUUCAGCAUCGGUCAAUGAAAAGGGCCAGAGAUGUCAGGGAGCAAUUAGUUGGAUUGAUGCAACGAGUUGAGAUGGAACUCGUAUCGGGUAUCACGGAAACUGUGAACAUUAGGAAAGCUAUCACAGCAGGGUAUUUCUAUCACGUGGCGAGGCUCUCAAAAGGUGGACACUACAAAACAGCAAAACAUAAUCAGACAGUCUCCAUUCAUCCUAAUAGCUCGUUGUUUCAAGAACUACCUCGUUGGCUGUUGUAUCACGAGUUGGUCUUCACUACAAAAGAAUUUAUGAGACAGGUAACAGAGAUCGAGAGUAAAUGGCUUUUGGAGGUAGCCCCUCAUUAUUACAAACCAAAAGAACUGGAAGAUUCUACGAAUAAAAAAAUGCCCAAAGUCGCAGGAAGAUCGAGACCAGAUGGAACCAACUAA